ACUCCUCGCGGCAGGUGACCGUCCAAGUUUGUCCAGUUUUCGGUGGCUCGUUCCCGAUUCUUGAAAAAUAACUCGGUACCACUUGUUCAUGUUUGCAGGUGCUGGAUUUGAGAACAAAGUGACCACCUGUGUUUUCCCAGACCGUUAUUUCGUUAAGGCCGUCCACCGCUUAGCGUGCAAUGACGGCGUAAUCAGCGUGCUGAAGACGGUGUCCGGCAGCACGCGCUGGGAGUUGUGCACCGGUGGCAGAUCUGAUCUACCGCCGCCCUCCCCGCACUGCAGUCGGCCGGACGCCGUGGACAAAGUCAAGACGAGAUGCGAUGGCAUGAGAUCGUGUGAAGUGGCCUUAAUUCAUUCCCGCAAUCCCGAUUCGUGCGUCGGCACCGCCAACUAUUUGCACACCACCUUUACCUGCGUAGAAGCACUGACUGUGGUGGCCUGUGAGAGAUCCACGGCACAAUUCAACUGUGAUUCGGGAUACGUUAUUGCCAUCUACGGCGCACUCUACGGACGCCGCGACCGGACCACGUGCUCAGACGAAAUGUCCGCCGAUUCCCUUAGAAACGUUGUUUGCAUUCACCCAGUAACUGCCCUGGUUGCCCAAAGGUGCGACGGGCAAUCCAGCUGUUCGGUCAGAGCCGGAAAUGCAGAGUUCACCGACCCGUGUCGAGGCAUCUCCAAGUACUUGGAGAUUUCCUACGCGUGUAAACCUCUUGAGGCUCACGACGAGGAUGUCCCCGAAGCGGUUCUGCCAUGCGCUCCGCCUUCCAUUUGAGCGAAUUAUUCAAAGGCUCAAUUCAAAGAAGCUUUUAUUUCUCCGUGACUGACUCGAUGCACAACGACUGAAGCAAGUUGGAUGCUGAAUCGGAUUUGCCGCAUACCUGUGCGACAGCCCAAUUGCGCUUUCACGAAUUUGCCCGAGAAGAUGACGACAUCAUUGUCACUUCCGACUUUCGUCAGUAGGUGGCGUCUUGUGUUGAAAAAAAACCCCGGAAGUGUUAAAAUGAUACGGAACGAAUUCGACCGGUUUAGGGUACUUGGUACGGAAUUUCAUAUUUUAUUUGCGAGUAUUUUUGGCAGAACCCCCCCAACCCCACCCCAACAAGAUUUCUUCGGGUUAAAAUAA
Hippocampus zosterae (dwarf seahorse) is the source of this 1126-nucleotide messenger RNA. Its product is annotated as L-rhamnose-binding lectin SML-like. The transcript has 7 exons. The coding region runs from base 89 to 775 and encodes 228 amino acids. Gene Ontology annotation, molecular function: carbohydrate binding. The record is from RefSeq and is a predicted model, not a curated record. NCBI's taxonomy places the organism in Eukaryota, Metazoa, Chordata, Actinopteri, Syngnathiformes, Syngnathidae.